Humulus lupulus (European hop) is the source of this 1359-nucleotide messenger RNA. RefSeq lists its product as uncharacterized. Gene Ontology annotation, cellular component: transcription factor TFIIE complex. NCBI's taxonomy places the organism in Eukaryota, Viridiplantae, Streptophyta, Magnoliopsida, Rosales, Cannabaceae. Gene Ontology annotation, biological process: transcription initiation at RNA polymerase II promoter. The coding region runs from base 214 to 1071 and encodes 285 amino acids. The transcript is spliced from 5 exons. The record is from RefSeq and is a predicted model, not a curated record.
AGACACCUCUAAACUCUUUCUCUUUCCAGCUCCCCUUUCUUUCUCUAUCUCCGUCUAUUUUCCCAUCCAGAAGCCGCCAAGGGGAACAUUAUUUGGCGCCUUCGCCCCUCUCUGAAACCCUAAUUAAACUUUCCCUUUGCCACAAGGAAAAAGGGGAUCUUUAAUUGGGUUGUUGGGUUAGCUGUAACUAGUGCAAUCGUCAAUUCAGAUCAAAUGGCAUUGCAAGAAAAGUUGGACAGGUUCAAGAGGCAGCAAGAGAAGUGCCAAUCAACCCUCACCAGUAUUGCAGCAUCUUCUAAACCUAAAGCGGCUCCGGCUCAGGCUCAGGCUCAAAGAUUUACGCAUGCUGAUCUUCCAGCAAGUGUCAAACCUCCUGCUCCCGCUGUCAAAUUUUCUAGCGAUACAGAUAGACUUCAACACAUCAACAGCAUUCGAAAAGCCCCAGCUGGAGCUCAAAUUAAGCGUGUUAUAGACUUGCUAUAUGAGACAAGGCUAGCCCUAACACCAGAGCAAAUAAAUGAAGCAUGCUAUGUGGAUAUUAAUGCAAAUAAAACUGUCUUUGACAGCUUGAGGAAGAAUCUUAAAGUGAGCCAUGAUGGAAGGCGCUUUUGUUACAAGUCUAAGCAUGACUUAAAAGACAAAAGCCAACUUCUUUAUUUAGUACGGAAAUUUCCAGAGGGCAUUGCUGUUAUUGAUCUCAAGGAUUCAUACCCAACUGUGAUGGAGGACUUGCAGAGUCUGAAAUCUGCUGGUCAGAUCUGGCUGCUAUCAAACUUGGAUUCUCAGGAGGACAUUGCAUACCCAAAUGACCCCAGGGUUCCCAUUAAAGUGGACGAUGACCUUAAACUGCUGUUUCGAGGAAUCGAAUUACCUCGCGAUAUGCUUGAUAUUGAGAAGGAUCUCCAGAAGAAUGGUAUGAAGCCUGCAACCAACACUACAGAGAGAAGGGCACAGGCACAGGUCCAAGGCGUUACACCCAAGACCAAGACUAAGAAGAAGAAGCAUGAAAUCAGCAAGAGGACUAAGCUAACCAAUGCCCAUCUUCCGGAGCUUUUCCAGAACCUUAAAUAAUGAUUUUUUUUCUUAACUAGGUCCAGCCCUCAUUGGACGAGCAAAGUUGUCUUUUGGAAGAUAUACAACAUAAUCUUGCUCUGGUUAAUGGAUUGUGUAGAUAGGAAUGAUAUACAACAAAAGCAAAUUGGUCAUUACUGAGGACUGAAUAUGUUAGUCAUUAUUACUAUUUUGAUUAUACUGGUGAUCCACACGAGUACAAGUAUUAUCCUGUUGUACAUCUUUGAAGAUAAAACAUAUGGCCUUUAAAUUUGAAGCCAAGAAUCAUGGUAUUGAUUCAUCAUGAAA